UUGCGGGGCAUUGUAUUUUAUUACAUAAAUCCCGUAAAACCUAGGGUGUGAGACUUUGCCCUUCAAAGUCUUAAUGCGCCCAGACUUGACAAAGCAACCGCGUCUCAUCGAUUGACCACGCGGCCUUUCCCAAUUUUUCAUUGCCCUCUUUUUCAUUACGCUUCCUAUUCCUAGUUCCCACCCUUUGCCUCUCUAUAAAUACCUUCCUCUAUCUUUCAUAUUCUUCCAUUCAUUUCUUCUCUCAGCUCAGCUUCCAAAACAAGCAGAUUUUCUCGGGGUUUUGUAGUUUACAUGGCAGAGAAACAAGCUCAUCUCAAUGGAGCCUACUAUGGCCCCUCAGUUCCACCAGCUCCCGCGAAUUACCGCAGCCAUCGUCGUAGCUCGGGUUGCGGAUGCGGCUGCUGUCUCCUGAAGCUACUGUUGAAAAUCAUAAUCACCCUUGUCAUCAUUAUUGGCCUUGCAGUUCUCAUCUUCUGGCUCAUCUUCCGCCCCAACGAGGUCAAGUUCCAUGUGACUGACGUCUCGCUCAACGAGUUCAACCUCGACGGUAACAACACCUUGCGUUACGACCUUGCUGUCAAUAUCACAGUGCGCAACCCAAACAGGAGAAUCGGAGUACACUAUGAUCGGAUCGAGGCUAGGGCUUACUACGAGGACCAACGUUUCAAUACCCAAACUUUGCCCUCGUUUUAUCAAGGACACAAGAACACUAGUUUCUUGAACCCUGUAUUCAAGGGCGAGCAUCUGGUUAUCCUUGGUGCGGAUGAAACUGCGGAGUUCAAUGAAGAGAGGGCUAGUAAUAUUUACAGCAUUGAUGUGAAGCUGCAUUUGAGGAUAAGGUUCAAGGUUGGAAGCGUGAGGACUGGCAGGUUCAGGCCCAAGGUUUCUUGUGACUUGAAGGUUCCAUUGAACGCAGCCAAUGCUACCUUUUCCACCACCAAGUGCGAUUGGGAUUUCUGAUUCAUGAUCUAUAUCGAGUCUUUUGAUUGGAUAUUUCCAUUUUGGGAUUCACACACUUUAUUCUUUUGUACCUUGAUAUGUAAACCAGUGGUAUUCCUUUAGGAGAUACAUGCACUGAUGAUUAUAUUUUGUUUUGAUUAUAUUCUUCAUUUUUGUUUUCAUUUCAUGGCCUUCCAUUUUGUUACGUUUGUGUGAAUAAAUAAUGAGUUUUAGUGACUCUUUUUUA
Messenger RNA from Gossypium arboreum, 1186 nucleotides. Its product is annotated as NDR1/HIN1-like protein 10. The record is from RefSeq and is a predicted model, not a curated record. Gene Ontology annotation, biological process: defense response to other organism. Bases 292 to 960 code for a protein of 222 amino acids. Lineage: Eukaryota; Viridiplantae; Streptophyta; Magnoliopsida; Malvales; Malvaceae. The transcript has a single exon.